CAAAUUCACCAUCUUUUCUUCUUGACUAAUUCUUCUUCUUCUUCUUCUUCUGUAAAUUCAAAAGCAAGCCCUAGUUAAAUUAGAUUAAAGAUCCCAAUUACACCCUGAAGUAGAAGAUACUAAUUUAAUGGCGGAUCUGACUUGUACGACGCCGUUUCUGCUCUAUCCAUCACUCGUGAUCAUCCUCUUCUUCUACUCCCUUAACCAUCAUAACCGGUUUCUCUCCUCCGUCGUCGACGAUGAUCCUUCGUGUAGUCUCUCUCUCUCCUCUUCGUCUUCUCCACAAGCUGUUUUCUCUUCCUUCAGAUUCUUCCCUUUUCGUUCUUCUUCCUCUUGUCUCAACACUCUCAACAAUUCGUCGUCAGAAGUUACGGUGGUAGAAGAAGUUGAUGAAGCGGCGGAGAGAAUCGAAGAAGGUUUGGCAAUGGCGAGAGCCGCCAUAAAGAAAGCCGGAGAAGAGGAUAUCCGUCGCCGUCGUGAUCGGGGGAAUAAUUCGGAUUUGGGAUUCGUAUCAAAUGGAUCUGUCUAUCUCAACGCUUUUACUUUUCAUCAGAGCCACAGAGAGAUGGAGAAGAGAUUUAAGAUAUGGACAUAUAGAGAAGGAGAACCUCCUCUGUUUCACAAGGGCCCUCUCAACAAUAUUUACGCUAUUGAGGGCCAAUUCAUGGACGAGAUCGAGAACGGAAAAAGCCGUUUCGCGGCAGCUUCACCGGAGGAAGCCACCAUGUUCUACAUCCCUGUAGGGAUCGUCAAUAUCAUACGAUUUGUCUAUAGACCAUACACUAGCUAUGCUCGUGACCGUCUCCAAAACAUUGUCAAAGACUACAUCUCUCUCGUCUCUAACCGUUACCCUUACUGGAAUCGCAGUCGCGGUGCUGACCAUUUCUUCCUCUCCUGUCACGAUUGGGCACCUGAUGUUUCAGCGGUAGAUCCAGAGCUAUACAAGAAUUUCGUCAGAGCUCUCUGCAAUGCCAAUUCAUCCGAGGGAUUUACCCCUAUGAGAGACGUUUCAUUGCCCGAAAUCAACAUUCAAUACGGCCAAUUAGGGUUUGUACACACCGGAGAACAGCCUCAGAACCGGAAACUCUUGUCAUUUUUCGCGGGCGGUUCUCACGGAGAAGUCCGGAAAAUACUUUUCGAACACUGGAAAGAGAAAGACAAGGACGUCCUAGUUUACGAGAAUCUCCCCAAAACCAUGAACUACACCAAGAUGAUGGAUCAAGCAAAGUUUUGUCUGUGUCCGAGCGGUUGGGAAGUAGCGAGUCCAAGAAUCGUGGAGUCUCUUUACUCCGGCUGCGUUCCGGUCAUCAUCGCUGAUUAUUACGUUCUUCCGUUUAGCGACGUGUUGAAUUGGAAGCGAUUCUCAGUUCAUAUUCCGAUAUCGAAGAUACCGGAGAUAAAGAAGAUUCUGGAAGCGAUAUCGGAAGAAGAUUACUUGAAGAUGCAGAGGGGAGUUCUCGAGGUUCGAAAACACUUUGUCGUAAACAGACCAUCAAAGCCAUAUGAUAUGUUGCAUAUGAUUAUGCAUUCCAUUUGGUUACGGAGGCUUAAUGUACGAAUUCCUCUUUCACAGUGAACUAUAUAUUGUUAUACUCUUUUUAUAAAUAUAAAACUGAUACAUAUGAUUGUGCGUAUAAGAUCUUGAGAAAAUAUAACAAUGUUAUUCGAUUAGAACAGGCCUUCGAGCUUCGUUUGGGAAUGAAACGUACAAUUUGCGAGCAGGCCUAGUUGUUACGGUAGGCAACCCCAAAACAAGGCCCAUAAGGAUCAAUAUUUAAAGUGAGAAAAUAUAUUUUUCUUUUUGAUUAUCUUAACGACUUUGACGUAGCUUCUGCCUAGUUGAAUGCCUUCAAGAGUUCAAGUUUCGC
This is a messenger RNA of Thlaspi arvense, 1868 nucleotides long. The record is from the annotation of a GenBank genome assembly. Lineage: Eukaryota; Viridiplantae; Streptophyta; Magnoliopsida; Brassicales; Brassicaceae.